AUGCCUCCGCCAUCGACGACAGCCAAGUCAAACACUGAAGACAUCCACAAUGGACAGGAUGCAAAACCAAACCAGGUACCCCGACAUGGUGGCCAUCGUGAGGCGCUCAGAUGCUUAUCAGUGCAGGUACGCAAGUCAACGUCAUGGUAUGGCUCGUUGGGGAGGAAAGCCUCGGCCUCAACACAAGUUGCCAAGGAGACCAUCAUGGGUGGAACAGUCAAGUCAGCAUCAACCGCAGAUUUCAGCCGCUACGAAGGGAGAAGAAAUGCAGACGGGUCCGGCGAUUCGGACGCUCAAUCGACACAGACCAUGCCCAUGAUAGCUGAGACUGAGGUCGACGUGCAUCCCGCGCAAACCUCACAGCCAAGCCAACAAGACACGAACGGUUCAGCGAAUCAUGAUGCGCAAACACAACAGCAGCCGCACAUCGAUCCUGCACCUGAAGAGUUGGCUAGCGAGAACAAUAAAGCAGCAUCACAAGUCGACAAGUCGCCCUCUGAGAUCGCACCACAACCAGUGGCCUCACCAGGCUGGUUUGCCGGCUGGUUUGGGACAUCAUCAGCACCAGAAAUGACAAAGGACAAUAAGGAUGAACUUAUGACAGACGUAUCCAAAGGGAGCGAGCCUGCGCCACUUGGAUCUUCACAGGAAACACUUGACGAAGCAUUACCACCACCCCCGGCCAACACCGAAGCACCUCCUGCAGCGGAACCCACGACACCCAAGCCCACAAGGCCAACAAGCGCUUGGCUGGGAUCUUGGUGGGGUACUCCAGCGCAAUCAGAAAGCGCACUGAAAGGUCCACCAGAAGCCACCGUAUCAGAGGCGCCGUUGAUCAAAGAAAGUGAGGACUUGAGUAUGGAAGACGCCCCGCCUCCAGCGCCGGCUGCGCAGCUGGAAAGUCAACCAUCAGCUGGUUCAACUUGGGCAUUCUGGUCCCGAGAUACAGGCUCAAAAGCGGCAAGUCAGUCAAAGCCCACUCCAGAACAAGGGGAGCUGGCUGUAAUGGGCGAGGGAUCAGAGGCGAGUCCUCGAAGAUACUCUAGCGUCGGGGUGGAAGAGCCUUCGGCUAUUUCUGUCAAGGAGCCGCCCCUGAGGAAAGACCCCAGGGAAUUACCAGCGAAGACGUCCCGGUCCAAGAAAAACAAGAGGGAGAGACCACAAUCUAUGGACCUGGACCAGGCUGUGCCGAUGGUGCCGAGCACACCCGUCACCACUACAUCGACCGCCAAGCCGGAGACGCCUGCUUCCAUCAAGAGUUUACAGCCAAAUCUUGUCCUGCCUUCAUUUCGGAAUACGUACCAAAUGAAGCAGAACCCCUCCAUUAUAAAACAAAUCACCCAACUGCUGCUUAGGACACGCCAGCCAGUUCCGACUCACGUUAACCUGGUAAAGGAGCCGCCAAAAAUCCGAAAGGCUAUUGCUAUUGGCGUGCACGGCUUAUUCCCAGCCACUUACUUACGCCCAAUGAUCGGACAGCCUACGGGCACCUCCAUACGCUUCGCCAACAAAUGCGCCGAAGCCAUUAGAAGAUGGGCCGAUAGUCAUGGUUGCCAAGAUUGCGAGAUUGAAAAAGUUGCCCUUGAAGGUGAAGGCAGAAUUGCCGAUCGAGUCGACAAUCUCUGGAAGUUGUUGUUGAACUGGAUAGAACACAUCCGCAAGGCUGACUUGAUAUUGGUCGCUUGCCAUUCUCAAGGAGUGCCAGUUGGUCUGAUGCUUGUGUCAAAGCUCAUUGAUCUCGGGAUAAUCACGACGGCCCGCAUAGGAGUUUGCGCAAUGGCUGGCGUCUCUCUUGGGCCCUUUCCCGACUACAAAUCUGGUAUGGGAAUGCUGAUGGGUUCAGCAGCUGAAUUAUGGCAGUUUGCAGACCCGUCAAGCGAGAUAUCUCAAAGACUGGAACAUGCGAUGAAAACCGUUCUCGAGCACGGAGGAAGGGUGACAUACGUUGGAAGCAUCGACGAUCAGCUGGUACCACUGGAGUCAGCUAUCUAUUCACCUGCAUCGCAUCCAUACAUCUACCGGGCAGUCUUCAUUGAUGGCCGAGUACAUGCCCCCGAUUUCAUCGCCCAUCUAGUCGGCUUUGCGCUUAAGCUUCGAAACCUUGGCAUCUCUGACCAGGGACUUAUUCGCGAGCUAUCAGUCGCACUUGCCGGCAGUCUCUAUUCGGGAGAAGGGCACUCUCGCCUUUAUGACGACGAUGAGGUCUAUAACUUGGCGGUCUCUCAUGCCCUCGAAACCACAGUCGUGAACAAUGUGCCUUGCCGUAUUGACAAACAUGAGGGACUUGCUAGUUCUAAUCCAUACAUCCUUCCUUGGAUCAUGCGUGGACUACUAGAGGAAAAUUUUGUCAAGACAGAGUUGUCAGCGGAGACAGCAGAAUUACUAAAGCAGUUUGACGACUGGAAGCCUGCCACCAAGGCCUUAAAGGAUAUCAAGUUCCGCUUAGAGGCUGUGAGGUCUAGACUCUAG
Messenger RNA from Truncatella angustata, 2469 nucleotides. RefSeq lists its product as uncharacterized. The transcript has 2 exons. The record is from RefSeq and is a predicted model, not a curated record. The coding region runs from base 1 to 2469 and encodes 822 amino acids. NCBI's taxonomy places the organism in Eukaryota, Fungi, Ascomycota, Sordariomycetes, Amphisphaeriales, Sporocadaceae.